AGUUUUGUUACACAGCUUCGGGAGUCCCAAGAAAACGGAGACGAGACCGAGAGUUCGGGGCCCGGGCGCCUGGCCACGCCCCUCACGAAUGCCCUGUGUGCGCACGCGCAAGACCUCUCGUCCCUUUCAUGGGCCCCGCGACCGCCUCCUCCAGGCUGCCCUCCGGGAUGCCCACUCCCUUUCUGGCCCCUGCUCGGGCCGCAUCCCUGGAAGAGGAUCCUCAGGGUGCAAGCGCGGCCGCCUCUCUGGAGUCCGUGUCGUUCCAGGACGUGGCCGUGGACUUCACGUGGGAGGAGUGGCGGUGCUUGGGCCCUUCCCAGAAGGAGCUGUACCGGGAGGUGAUGCUGGAGAACUACCAGAACCUGGUCUGCCUGGGACUGGCUGCUUCCACACCAGAAAUGAUUGUCCAGCUAGAGCGAGGUGAGGCGCCGUGGCGACCUGAGGGAAGAGGUUCUGGAAUCCACCCUCCAGAUUGGGAAAUUGGACCUGAAAACAAGGCAUCAGUUAUCAAAGUGGGCCUUUCUAUGGAAGAACCAUUCUCGGAAAGAUUCACAAAUAGUGGUAUCUGUGUCUCCAACUUGGACCAAACCUGGAUAUAUGCUACCAGGUUAGAGAGGCAGCAGAAUGAUGAAGAUACAUCCAGAGUGCUAAAAAAUACCCAAAGGAAACCUCUUAAUGAAGUGAGAAGCCAUGACCAUAGUCAUUGUGCUAGAAGUGCUCAUGUUGGACCAGUUCAUUUUCCCCAACAAAAAAUAUCAUUAGAAAAUACUCUUUCUAAAUGUGAUACACAUGGAAAGAACUUCAGACUAUACUCGACCCUCAGAAACUGUAAUAAAAUCUGCUCAAAAAUUUUCCCUAAGUAUAAUGAGAGUAGGAAGUCCGUCAGUUAUAAUUCCCAUCUCAUUGAAAACCAUAAAUUACAUCCUGAAGAGAAACCUUAUGAAUGUCAUGACUGUGGGAAGGCCUUCCGAUGGAGCUCACACCUUGCUCAACAUCAGAUAACCCACACUGGAGAGAAACCCUAUGAAUGUAAGGAGUGUGGGAAGGCCUUUGGGUUGAGUACGGGGCUGACUCGACAUCAGAGGAUUCACACUGGAGAGAAGCCUUAUGAAUGCAAUGAAUGUGGGAAGGCCUUCCUUUUGAACACAAACUUUAUAGUUCAUCAGAGAAUUCAUAGUGGAGAAAAACCCUAUGAAUGUAAUGAAUGUGGGAAGGCCUUCAAUAGGAGCACCCAACUUACUGUACACCAGAGAAUUCACACUGGAGAGAAGCCAUAUGAGUGUCAUGAGUGUGGGAAGGCCUUUCGACAGAACACAGUUCUUACUGAACAUCAGAGGAUUCACAGUGGAGAGAAACCCUAUGAAUGCAGUGAAUGUGGGAAAGCCUUCCGACAGAGCUCACAGCUUACUCAACAUCAGAGGAUUCACACUGGAGAGAAGCCUUAUGAAUGUCACGAGUGUGGGAAGGCCUUCCUUCUGAGCACAACUUUUGCUGUCCACCAGAGAAUUCACACUGGAGAAAAACCUUAUGAAUGUAAUGAAUGUGGGAAGGCUUUCAGCUGGAGCACAGAACUUGCUGAACAUCAGAGGGUUCAUACUGGUGAGAAACCUUAUGAAUGUAAUGAAUGUGGGAAGGCUUUUUGCCAAAGCUCACAAUUGGCUCGUCAUCAGGUAAUCCACACUGGAGAGAAACCUUAUGAAUGUCAUGAGUGUGGGAAGGCCUUCCUUCUGAGUACAACCUUUGCUAUCCAUCAGAAAAUUCAUAGUGGGGAAUAAUCUUGUGAAUAUAAUAAAUAUAAGAACCUUCAAUUUGAGCUGAUUUUUCUCAAUGUCAGAUAUGUUAUUAACUGUUACAUUAAAGUAUCCACCGUAGAAAGUUUAUUAUAGAUGAGCAAUUAUAAAUUCCAUACCCAUUGCCUUCUCAACAUCAGUUUGUCCUGACGAAAGAACAUCUUCAGUUAGUGUAACAGAACCUACUCAACAUCCUAGAAUCACAAGUUGUGCAUCAGAUAGGGAUGAAAGCUUUGUGAAUGUAUUAAAAAAAAAGAAAGAUUUCAGCAAACGCCAAUCUUUGACUGAAAGUUAGUGAAUGCAGACUAUAAGGAAACCCCAUAUUUGAAGGAAAUCUCUUACUUUUACUGUUCUCCUAAUCUCAAGUCCUUAGCCAUCUCCCUCUUUUAUUUGCUAUAUUUGUGGUAGCUGAUUUCUACCAUUGUAGUCUCAGUAAAUUAGAAGUUUUUGCCAAAUUGACUUCAUUUCUCUCAAGUUAUUUGAAUCAGUCAUUUUUCCUCCUUUCCAGUCCCAGACAAAAAGAUAUACUUGCUGUUUGCUAAAUCAAAUUCUUUUUCUUGAUCAUAUCCUUAUCAGAUUAUUCCAAGAUUUUAUUCCUGCAAGCAUUCCUUUUUUGUGUGCACUUUUUACCAGCUGACACAGGUGGGGCCAGUACUAAGGAGGAAAAGCGCAUUCCUGUUCUUCUACUGCAGUUAGACUUUUCCACCUCCCUUUCUUGGGGGAGAAGGGGAGACAUCGAAAAUUUAUGUUUCUCCUUUUUCUUUUUUUGCAUGUAAGUCUAUCAUCUGAACACUUAGCAACUGAGUUUCUAUCUCAACUAUUUUACAUAAUUAGCUUUCCUCCAUCACAUGCUGGAAUUAAUGAAUAACAUAAUACUGCUUAGAAAAAAUCAUUAGGAUAAAUAGCAGAAGCAAUAAUAAGAAUGAUUUAGCUAUCCCAAAGGGUACAAUGCAAGGAGUAAUGACUAUGUAGUAAAAUAUAAUCUUUUGAAGACUGAAAAUGAGAGAAAAAGCACUAUAGUAGCUACUACAAGGUCUCAAAAUCAGGGAACAAAAGGAAAAGACUUCAGGAAUGGCUUUUAAAAGGCAAUUUUAAAAAUAAGGGUGUAAAUAGAAUAGAAAUUAGAACUCAAAGGUAUAAAAGACUAACAAGGAAUAAGUAACAAAAUAAACGGAUGUUUUCUUCAGAAUUGGUGAUUCUCUGAAAGAGAAACACAGAUCUGGAAAUCAAAAGUGCAACAAUGAAGGAUUUCAGAACAAAAUUCUUCUUACAGAAGAAUACCUGGUUUCAAUACAAGCAAUAGUAACUGACCUUAAAGAAAGGAUGCCCCCAAAUAAUCUGAGAAUUGUAAAAUUUUCAUUAAAUUACAAUGAAACAAACUCCCUGAAAACCAUGCUUUAGUAAAACAAAAACUGCCCUCCUCGCUCACACACACACUGAAAAUUGAGGGUAAAGGUGUGGAUCACUAGAAUCCAUACAUUGCCAAAAGAUAACAUUUGAAUUUUAGUUCCCUCAGAAACUUGUAGAUCUAACUUUGGAAUUUCAAUAUUAAACAAAAAUUCUUGCAAGCACCCAAGAGGAAACCUUUUGUAUUUCCAAAGAAAAGCAAAUUAAAUUGUAUAAGACCAUUCCUUGUUCACAAGAAACAACUAAAGGAAUAUAAUGCUCUAAAAAGCAAAGCAGAUUAGUUUGCACACCAAAGUAACAUGCAAAGUUGAGUUCAUCCAUCAAUGGAAAAAAAGUCUAAGGAAAAGAGGGGAACUGGAAUUUCCUUCUGGGGAAGUCAGGUGUGAGCAGAACAUUUGACUUGUACACGUCUCAAACAAAUUUAAACAAGGUAAAUAAGUAUGAUAGAUGAUAUGUCAUAAUGCAUAGAGGGUUACCCUUGGACUUAGAAGAGGUGGGUUAGUCUUCUGACAUUUUUUAUAUCAUCUCAGGAAAGCUACUUGUUGUCUGAGUGUCCCUUUUAACUCUAAUAUUAAAUUUUUCUGUAAUUACUGUAUAAUUACUGUAUAUCUUUGGAGGGAGUUCUAUACACUGAUAAAAUUACAGGUUCAGGUAAAACUUUCAUAUAACAACAAAACACUAAAGUAAAAGCUUUGUGUCAAUAGAGCUAGAAAAGAUUGAUUUUUAAAAAUAAUAUUAGUUGCUUUUUUUUUUUCUUGGCCAGUGCCUUGUGGGACCACUGCAACCCACCUCACCACUUUUUGUGACAGUGAUAUCUGAAUUUUUGCCUGUAGAAGUAAAUCUAAGUGAUGGAUAGGCCUCUUCAUAGGAAUGGAUAUGUUUAUUACUCUAUCCUGGAACUAAUCCUGGCCAUGCUUCAUUCUUUGAGAGAUUCACUCCCUAAGGAGGAAAAAAAAAUUUGAAUUUUGUGUAAUGUAUUAUAAAUCUCUGCAUGUUGAGUUUUCUUUGAAGAAAUCCCUAACCACUUGUUAGCUCUUUGCUGGCUUGUUAACAAUUCAAUAGGUGUUUGUUUGUUUUCUGUUGUAACUUGCUAGAAGUUUUAUUGGCUUUGAGUAGUUCCCUUUCUUACUUUCCCUAUACACACAUCAAAAUGAUAGAAGGUUGUUUUUGUUAUUUUUUUAUAGAUAUAAUUAGGCUCAGGAUGAUUAUUAAUAUCUGCUCUCUGGGGGCAUGCUGUUCAGCCUGAGAUAAGAGCUACCUCUCAAGAUAGGUCUCCUUUUCUAAGGUAAUUUUGAAAAGUUGCCAAAAGCAGGUCUCCUUUCUAGAUAAUGGCCGUCUGUGUCUAAAAUUGCUGGGGAUAUUGACUGCAUGCAAGAAGAGCUGAGUUGCCUUAAAGACCAGUUAUUUCAGAAAAGACUAGCCAUAGACUCAAGCACAUGUAUUAUGGUCAAUGAAUGGUCUCAAAUCGUGAGAAAUGAAGCCUUUUCUUCAUAAAGAAGAGUUAAUCAGGCUGAAAAUAAAUACACUGUCCCUAAAGCUCACUUUGAAUGACAUGAAAGGCUGAACUGAGGAACCAGCAUUGGAAGUAGGAGUGUUCCAGUGAUCAUUUUGGGACCUAGAUGCCUGUGCUACAUCCUUCAACAAAUCCCACUUGAGUCCUUCUAGUUAUGUGUGGUAUUGGACUUUGCUUGUGUAGAGUUAAUGGUGUAAUGGGAAUAACAUAUGGCUCAUCCAAUUAGAGAGAUUUUGCUGCUAAAUGUUGGGGAAUGAAUAAAGAGAAUGAUCACCCCAAUCCUUUGAAAUUAUAUCCCUACCCAACACCUUUUUUUCAGGUCUAUUGGGAGAAAAGAACAUUUGGGAGUGAAUUUAGAAAAACAGGUUAGAUAAAAGGGAAGGAUUGAGAAGAUGUAAAAAUUGAACAGUAAUUAAAUGAAUUCAUACUCUGUCAUUUUGAAAAUUAAAAACAAGUUAAAGUAUUCAAUAAGCUUUACAACCCUAUACAUCUUUAAAAUACUUAUAGUUUGCAAUAUGUCCUCUUUUUACUGCUUUCUCUCAUUUUACUCUUCGGCAGAGUCCAUAACAUUUUGACAUAUUUGCUAAUUUUCCAGGAAACUACAUUUGUAUCACAUUGGGUGUUGUGUUUUUUUGAAAAAGUCCAUUUUCCCAAGCUUAAUUUUGAUUUUAGCCCAUCGGAUUUUAAAGAAAUUUAUUUUUAUUUUGAAUUUAAACCUCAAAAUAGAUAUUUUCAUAUGCAAAGACCACAGAAAGGGGAUUGUCCUCAAAUUGUAGAUCAUUAUUAUGUACUGUUUGCUUUUUUGAGAAUAAAUUCAACCUUUAGCUUUCAAAACUG
Messenger RNA from Sarcophilus harrisii (Tasmanian devil), 5547 nucleotides. Its product is annotated as zinc finger protein OZF-like. Gene Ontology annotation, molecular function: RNA polymerase II cis-regulatory region sequence-specific DNA binding; DNA-binding transcription factor activity, RNA polymerase II-specific. Gene Ontology annotation, biological process: central nervous system development; regulation of transcription by RNA polymerase II. The transcript has 4 exons. Gene Ontology annotation, cellular component: nucleus. Bases 129 to 1775 code for a protein of 548 amino acids. NCBI's taxonomy places the organism in Eukaryota, Metazoa, Chordata, Mammalia, Dasyuromorphia, Dasyuridae. The record is from RefSeq and is a predicted model, not a curated record.